Anarrhichthys ocellatus (wolf-eel) is the source of this 8064-nucleotide messenger RNA. It is a transcript of the gene ccdc88ab, whose product is annotated as coiled-coil domain containing 88Ab. NCBI's taxonomy places the organism in Eukaryota, Metazoa, Chordata, Actinopteri, Perciformes, Anarhichadidae. Gene Ontology annotation, molecular function: dynein light intermediate chain binding; microtubule binding. Gene Ontology annotation, cellular component: centrosome; cytoplasm. Gene Ontology annotation, biological process: cytoplasmic microtubule organization; cytoskeleton-dependent intracellular transport. The transcript has 36 exons. Bases 589 to 6690 code for a protein of 2033 amino acids. The record is from RefSeq and is a predicted model, not a curated record.
AAGGAGUCAGACAGGGAGGAGAGACCAGUAACCGGUUCACAAAUUACUUCACAGUCAAUUUUUUGAGGAGUAAACAGACGAUUUUGAAAACAGGAACUUAAAAUUCUGGACUUGUUUUUCUCCCCCCGCCGCACUGGAUAUGUUCUUUUAUUUAAUCAUGUCGGAGGAAUAUUUCUCUUAACGUUAAUUAGCCUCUGUGAGACCCUUUUUUCUUCCAGAGCCAGCAUAAACCCAUACCUGGCUCAGGUCAGGUAUAGUGCAUGUUAGAAAUAGAGAAUAUCUUUACCUAAUGGCUUAAACAAAUACAAUGUAAUUAAUUCUUCUUCAAAUGAGGUAGCCAAGCCCAACCGCUGGCAUCUGAAACAGCUGUGUCGCGUCGAGAAGAUUGUGGAUUAUUAUUUUUUUUUCUCCCCCCACCACCUCCCCGAAUACCUCCCCAAGAAACCACGGAGCCGGUUUUUUGAGUGGCCAAAAUGAGCGUCGGUUUAAUUGAAUCAACUACAUGAGUGGAGUCAAAACAAACAUAUUUCUCUCCGGGAGUGCACCUUUUUUUUUUUUUUUAAACGGCGCCAGUCUCCCUGGUAAAAUAUGGAAAGCGAGGUUUUCACGCCUUUGCUGGAGCAGUUUAUGCUCACGCCUCUGGUCUGCUGGGUGAAGACAGUCGGGCAGGCGACUCUGACCGAUGGCACCCAAUUAUCGGAAUAUAUUGAAUUAGUGGAUGGGAUUUACCUGAACCAGAUAAUGCUCGAGAUAAAUCCUAAGGCCACGGUGCAGAGGACCAACAAGAAGGUGAACAAUGACCCCACGCUGCGCAUCCAGAACCUCUCUAUUCUCAUCAGGCAGAUUAAAGGCUACUAUCAGGAGACCCUCCAGCAGCUGGUGAUGAUGCCUUUACCAAACGUGCUGGUUCUGGGCCGCAACCCUCUGUCUGAGCAAGGUCUGGAGGAGGUGAAGAAACUGUUGCUGCUGCUACUAGGCUGCGCUGUCCAGUGCGAGAAGAAGGAAGAGUACAUCGAGUGUAUCCAGACUCUGGACUUUGACACCAAAGCUUCCAUAGCAUCCCACAUCCAAGAGGUGACUCAUAAUCAGGAGAAUGUGGUGGACCUGCAGUGGUUGGAAAGUGGGGAAAUGCCUCCUGAGGACCUGGACAGCCUCUCCAGAAACCUGGCUUUCCACCUCAAACGCCUGGUGGAUGACAGGGACACACAGCUGGAGACUAUAGUGGAGUUAACCCAGGAGAGAGACUGUGUGCAGCUGUCUCCACUGACUCCCUGUCCGACCCAGUCUCCCGGUGACUCUCCCAGUAUGAGGAGGACCGAAAGCCGUCAGCACCUCUCUGUGGAGUUGGCCGAUGCCAAGGCCAAGAUCAGACGCCUUCGACAGGAACUAGAGGAGAAGAGUGAGCAGCUUUUGGACACCAGGCAGGAGCUUGACAACAUGGAAGUGGAGCUCAAGAGGUUUCAGCAAGAGAGCUACCAGUUGGUGUCGGACGCUCGAUCGGCGCGGGCGUACCGUGACGAGCUGGACGCACUCAGAGAGAAAGCAAUCCGUGUCGACAAACUGGAGAGCGAGCUGAGCCGAUACAAGGAGAGACUUCACGACAUUGAUUUUUACAAGGCCAGAGUCGAGGAGUUGAAGGAGGACAACCAGGUCCUGUUGGAGACUAAGAGCAUGUUGGAGGAGCAGCUGGAUGCGAGCCGGACACGCUCUGACAAACUGCACCUCCUGGAGAAAGAGAGUCUGCAGCUCAAAUCCAAGAUGCAUGACCUGGAGAUGGAGAGGGACAUGGACCGUAAACGUAUGGAGGAGCUGAUGGAGGAGAACCUUGUGCUUGAGAUGGCCCAGAAACAGAGCAUGGAUGAGUCCGUGCAUCUGGGCUGGGAACUGGAGCAACUAUCCAAGACACCAGAACUGACUGACGCCCCUCAGAAGUCUCUGGGUGAGGAGGUGAAUGAGCUGACCUCCAGCCGUCUGUUGAAGCUGGAGAAAGAAAACCAGACCCUGCUGAAGACUGUGGAGGAGCUCAGAGGAGCCGCCAGUCAGGACACUGUGACAAAACUGGCAAAAAUCAACCAGGAAAACCACAGACUGAACCAGAAAUUGGAGCAGUUGGGGAGUGAACUGACAACAGACAGAGAGUCGCUCCGCAGUGCGGAGUCACUCAGUACUGACCUAAUGAAGGAAAAGGCUUUACUGGAGAAGACUCUGGAAACACUCAGAGAGAACUCUGAGAGACAGCUGAAGGGUCUGGAGCAGGAGAACAAGCACUUGAGCCAGACGGUGUCGUCUCUGCGCCAGCGCUGCCAGGUUGGUACUGAGGCCCGGGUCAAGGAUGUGGAGAAAGAGAAUCGCAUUCUCCACGAGUCCAUCUGCGAGACAACCGCCAAACUCAAUAAGAUCGAGUUUGAAAGGAAACAGCUUCGUAAGGAGCUUGAAGUGGUGAAGGAGAAAGGUGAGCGAGCUGAAGAGUUGGAGGUUCUGAUGCAGAAGCUGGAAAGGGACAAUGAGAGCCUGCAGAAGAAAGUAGCCAGUCUUGGAAUCACCUGUGAAAAGGUGUCUUCUUUGGAGAAGGAGAACACGGAUCUGGAGGCGGAGGGCCGUCGUCUGAAGAAGAAGCUGGACACUCUGAAGAACAUGGCCUUCCAGCUGGAGGCUCUGGAAAAGGAGAACUCCCAGCUGGAGUAUGAAAACCUGGAACUUCGGCGCUCGGCUGAGAGUCUCCGGUCAGCGGGCGCUAAGGCCGCUCAGCUGGAGGCCGAGAACAGGGAGCUGGAGAGUGAGAGGAGCCAUUUGAAGCGCAGCAUGGAACUGCUCAGAGCCUCGUCCAAAAAGACGGAGAGAUUAGAGAUGAGUUACCAGGGCCUAGAUACAGAGAACCAGCGCCUGCAGAAGUCUUUAGAGAACAGCAGCAAAAAGAUUCAACAGUUGGAGGAAGAGCUGCAAGAGGUGGAGACUGAGAAUCAAACCCUCCAACGCAACCUGGAGGAGCUCAAGAUCUCCAGUAAACGCCUGGAGCAGCUGGAACAGGAGAACAAGGUUCUGGAGCAGGAAAGCUCCCAGCUAGAGAAAGACAAGAAGUUCCUGGAGAAGGAGAACAAGCGGCUGAGGCAGCAGGCCGAGAUCCGCGACUCCAAGCUGGACGACGACAACCAGCGCAUCUCCACCUUGGAGAAAGAGAACCGGACCAUGGGCAAGGAGAUGAUCUUCUUCAGGGACUCCUGCACCAGAGUCAAAGACCUGGAGAGAGAGAACAAGGAGCUGGUCAAACUGAGCACCAUUGACAAGAAGACCCUCAACGCACUCCGAGAGGAGCUUGUGAGUGAGAAGCUGCGGACUCAGCAGAUGAAUAAUGAUCUGGACAAACUGACCCAUGAGUUGGAGAAGAUUGGACUGAACAAAGAGAGGCUGCUGAAUGACGAGAGCUCUAGCGACAGGUUUAGGCUCCUGGAAACCAGACUGGAGUCGACUCUAAAAUCAUCUUUGGAGAUUAAAGAGGAGAAGAUCGCCGCCCUAGAGGCCAGACUGCAGGAGUCCUCCAACCUCAACCAGCAGCUACGCCAGGAGCUCAAGACAGUGAAGAAAAACUAUGAGGCGCUGCGUCAGAGGGAGGAGGAGGAGAGGAUGGUGCAGAGCUCGCCCCCUAGGGGAGGGGAGAACCCUCAGGCUUUCGGUAAAUGGGAGAAAGAAAGUCAUGAAGCCACCAGAGAACUGCUGAAAGUCAAAGACAGACUCAUUGAGGUGGAGAGGAAUAAUGCCACGCUGCAGGCUGAGAAGGCGGCCCUGAGGUGCCAGCUCAAACAACUGGAAACUCAAAGCUCCAACCUGCAGGCUCAGAUCGUGGCCGUGCAGAGACAGACCGCUUCAUUACAGGAGAACAAUACGUCACUACAAACGCAGAACGCCAAGCUGCAGGUGGAGAACUCCACCCUGAGCUCCAAGAGUGCAGCCCUCAUGGCCCAGAACGCCCAGUUGCAGAGCCAGCAGAGCAGCGUGGAGGGUGAACGCGAGGGAGCCCUGAAGGACAAAGAGGAGCUGAGGUCCACCUACGAGCUGCUCCUCCGCGAUCACGAGAAGCUGGCGGCGCUCCACGAGAGGCAGGCGGCCGAGUAUGAAGCCCUGAUCGGAAAGCAUGGGGAUCUGAAGGGCUCCCACAAGAGCCUGGAGCAGCAGCACAGGGACCUGGAGGACAAGUACAAGCAGCUCUUGCAGAGGAAGGGAGACCUGGAGGAUCUGGAGAGAAAUCUGAAGGAGCAGCAGGAAAGAAUGGCGCUAGAGAUUCAAACGCACCGAUCCACAGCUGACCAGUACAAACUGCUCAAAGAAGAAAAUGAUAGGCUGAAUAAUACCCAUCGUCAACUGGUGAAGGACAAUGACAAUCUCCAGCUGGACCAUAAGACCGUGAAGACCCAGCUGAACAGCGCCAAGCUGGACCAGACCAAGCUGGAGGCCGAGUUCUCUAAACUGAGGGAGCAGUACCAGCAGCUGGACAUCACCUCCACCAAGCUCACCAAUCAGUGCGAGUUGUUGAGCCAGCUGAAAGGAAACCUGGAGGAGGAGAAUCGCCACCUGUUGGACCAGAUCCAGACUCUGAUGCUACAGAAUCGCACUCUGUUGGAGCAGACCAUGGAGAGCAAGGACCUGUACCACGUAGAGCAAAGACAAUACAUAGACAAGCUGAAUGAGCUGAGGAGACAGAAGGAGAAGCUGGAGGAGAAGAUCAUGGACCAGUACAAGUUCUACGACCCCUCACCUCCACGCAGGCGUGGCAACUGGAUCACUUUGAAGAUGAGGAAGUUGAUCAAGCCAAAGAGCCGGGAGAGGAUGCGCUCCCUCACGCUGACCCCCUCUCGUUCAGAGUCUGGUGACGGCUUCCUGAUGUUUCCCCAGGACAGCCAGGACAGCUCGUCCAUAGGCUCUGGCUCCAACUCGCUGGACGACACACUGACACAAAAGAGGAGCAGCACUUUAAAAAGGUUGCCUUUCAUGAGGAACAGAUCCAAGGACAAAGACAAGGCCAAGGCCAUCUACCGGCGCUCCAUGUCCAUGAAUGACCUGCUGCAGACCAUGGCGGUGGCGGGCGGUCCCGGGGCUCAGUGGGCGAGCAGCAUUGAUAACCUGGACGGCGCCGAUGCCGGCAUGACCGUGAGCAGCAGGCGCGGCGGCCAGCGCAUGAAGGAGCUCGCCUUUUCCACCAACGCCAUCGACUGUGCCGCCCUCACCCUGCCCAGUGCCAGGCACAGCAGGGCCAAGCACCGUCUUCAGGUCAAAGAUAAUGCCUCCUGUGAAGACGUUGCCGGCUCCUUAGAUGACCCCAAGAGUCAAGGCCUGCAGGUGUCCAGCAGUGCUCUGUGUCCUUCUCCUGUUGGGCUGAGCGUUGUGUGCAGAGUGCCCUGUAGCAUCUGUUCCUGCAGACCCACCAGUCUCCAUAGCAACAGGACCACCAGUAGUAAUAGUAACAAUAACUCCCACCUCAUUUCUCCUCUGGAGGGCAAAGGCGCGUUGAACGGUAACCUCAGCCGGCCUCACAGUGAGAGCAGCGGAGAGUUCAGCCUGAGUUUGGACCAGGAGGUUUGGUCCAGCAGCGGCAGCAGCCCCGUCCAGCAGCCCGCCUCCUCGCGCUUCUGCCACCAGAGCCCCCUGCAGCUGCGCAGGUCGCUCGAGCCGUCCGCCGCCGCAGGCAGCACCGGCCCGACCCAGGUCACGAAGACGGGCUCCCCAGCCAAGGAGGUGCUCUCCCUGCAGCAGUUCCUGGAUGAGGGUAUUGAUCCUGCAGAGUCUGGCAGUCAGGAGAACCUCACUGUAGACUCUCCGCGCCUCUCCACCUCCUCUGAGCACGUGCAGAAAGAAUGCCCUCCCACAAAGAGCCGAGGCAUAUUGCGCUCAUCCAGUGGGAAGGCGGCGCCGGUCAGCUCUGAUCGCCCACCGAGAGCCGCCGGACAACCGGGCCGCCCGACCCUGCGUAAGGCGGAGAGCACCCGCGUGAGAGGCUCCGUCCCGGUCCGCUCCAGCCUGUCAUUGCAGAGCAAAGCCACGUCCGUGUCCGGACGCCUGGACUUGGCUUCCUCCACGCUGCCGCGUGCCAGCAGCGUCAUCUCCACCGCCGAGGGCACCUCGCGCCGCACCAGCAUCCACGACCUGCUCUCAAAGGACAACCGGCAGCCGGUGUCCAUCGACGUUGCUGCUCCUCUUGCCUCCACCAAGGCUGGGGUGCGCUCCCAGCCUACACCCAGUGAGUACCACCCCAACAGCACCAACCUAAAGGGACCCCUUACCACCGCCACCCCCCUGCCCAAGUCACUCAGCUUACCUUGCCAUAGCUUGGAGGAUCCCGACCUCUCCACCCUCGAGUCUUUCCUCGGCCCUUCCUUCACCGUAGAGUCUGUGUUCAUGGACUCCAUCUUUAGUGAGUCGGUGGGCAAAAACCUCCCCUUCCUGUCUCUAAACCCCACCCUAGUCAGCAACAUCAGUGGGCCUCCGGUUACAAAUAAAACGCACCCUCCUCCUAUCCCCGACCAUGCUUCUACCCAAAACCCGGUUCCUUACAGCCACUCAAAUGGCCAGAUGCAAUCCAGCCCAGCCAGUCUGAAAGAGUCCAACGAGGGCGUUGACCCAAGUUGUGAGAGUGAUUUGGACCAGUCACUGAGCCCAGAGGACAAGCAGUCCCUGUGGUAUGAGUACGGGUGUGUGUGAAUGACGGGGAGGUUGCGGCUGGCCGAUCUCUCUACCAAACUCGACGUAAAGAGGGGAAAGAGAAAGGAUGAAUGAAUCCUCUGCAUGUAUUUAUUUGAGCCCUAUCUCUACGUGGUGUUUUUGUUUUGUUCUUUUCUGUUUGCCAUCGUGCCGAUUAGUGAAUCGGUUAAUUUUUUGUUUUGUUUGUUUUGCCACUUCCUGUUUUCUGCCAGGUUCUUUUGUCUGAGGUGGGACUUUGAUGAAUGUUCUUUCAUCCAACAGCCAUAUUAUUGUUUCCUCAUCAGACCUGUUUCACUGGCUAACACUAUACUAUUAUCUGCCGUUUAGGGCUUGUUCUAUCACAGUUGAGGCUUAGUAUUUAUAUAAGUUAACAGUGGGUAUAAUAACGGAGAUUCAGGGAACUUGUCACCAGGAUCCAUUCAAACAAAUACCUAAAAAAUCUUAAUGUCAGAAAUAGUUGUCUCUAACAGAGAGCAGAGCAUUGUGGGAUGUAUCACAGAGCUGCAAUGUCUUUUCAAUGUGUCAGAUAAUAGAUUCACUUUCCACUUCCUGUUCAUGAUGAUGUCUCGAUGAUUUUUGGGUGACUGAGUGUCUUCUUCACUGCUUUUUAACAUCAUCCACUAAAUUGCAUGGCUUUGUUCUGUCCAACCUUAAAACGCUCAUUUUGACUGCUGUGAUCAAAAUGGUUGCCAUGUUUAUCUUUUUGUUUGUAGUGACGUGGUGUUUGGUCUGUUUCUGUACAUUUGACACCUUUUUCUGUAUUUAGUUUUUUAUGAUAUUAUUAAUUGCCGGAGCAUUUGCUCUGCAGGUUUUGCUCACGUGGGUCUUAACUGACGUCUUGGGCUGGUGACAAAAUGAUGAAGCUUCAUUCCUAAAAUAAUCUGAGGGAAGUGUUAGUUGGUUAAGGGGAAGUUGACGGUGAAGGUAAAGGAGGAUGACGUGGGUGAUUAUCAUAUUUCAGUUGUAGUCGGCCCUUUAUUAGUUAUUGAAACAGGAAGUCAAUAUAUUAAGAACCGUUUUCAGUGCUCAGAUUGUUUUGUGAAUGAAGCUAACAUCAUUACUUUUUGGUAUCUGGAGACUUUUGUUUACUCAUCCCGACGCACCACAAAUUGAGAAUGGAUAAUAUUUGUUUGUGUAUUUUCGACUGGCUGACUGUACAGAUUGUUGUAAUCAUUAAGUUAUAAUCAAAGACGAGCACAGCUUUCUGUGCCAAUACUAGUAGAACCGUCUGCCUCUCCAUCCUUUAUUUAUUUCUGCUUUUGUACUCUGGACUUGCUGGUCUGAAGUUGCUUUAAUGUAUUUUUUAUCUAUAUGCAGGUAUAAGGUACAUUUUGUGUCUCUGUCUACAGAUGUAACAUAAACAUUGCCUUUGUC